AUGCCCAAGAGUAGAGCUUUGACAGUUCCGAAGGAGUUGGCUCAGGCGGUGAGAGAGAGGAUCGCGGAGGACAGUCCGAUGGACCGUGAUGAAAAACGCAAGCUACGAAAAUUGGGGAAAUCUCUGAAGGAGAAGGCAAAACGAUUGCAACUCGAUUCUCCUGACACUGGUACUGAUGAGGAAGAAGACAAUGAGAAGAGAGAAGAGGAGGCAGAACCAAAAAAGGGAGGAAAGACUGGCGUGAUGUGGGAUGACAAAAAGCCAUCAGAGAAGACGGGAGGUGGAAGCAGCCCGGUGGAGGCAGCGAAAGUGCCGGAGAGUGAACCUGCCGCAGAGACCAAACCGCCCCACGUUCAGGGCAGGUUGAACAAACUCCUCUCCUGGAUAGGCCUAGGUGGCAAUACUGCGGAGGACAAACCUGACCCAAAGAAGGACAGCCCAGUCGAGUCACCAAGGAAGACAUCGGUUACCCCACGUAAGUCAUUGCCAGUGGCUGAAAACCCAUUCUUAGCGGAAAUAAAAGACCUACGAAAGAAGAUCCAGGCGAUUCUGAAGCAUAGGAAACGUGAUAGAGUCCUGGAGGAAUGCUUGGAGGAUCUGGACGAAAUUCCUCCAGCGAAACAAGCAGAGGUUCUGCAGAAGGUCUUGAAGAAGUUGGAAGAUGAGGAAGAUCACUCCACCCCGGAGGACCUUAAGGAGGAGGAAGAGAAGAAGGCGAAACCUGCCCCUAAAUCGGGACAAACAGAAAAGGACAGAAAGGAGAAAGGCAAGAGUGGCUUGAGAGACAAUGAUCUGUUUCGCCAGGGCAAAGACCUCCUCAACAAGACUAAGAAUAAGGUCAACAGAAUACAUGACAAUUACCGCGCAGAUGACAGUUCACUGAACUCUGAUGUAGAAAGCAUCUUCGGAGAGGAAACAAGCACAGAUGAUGAGUCCCAACGGAGCAGUUCUUCAGACUCGAGCUCCUCUGACAGCGAACUGAGCGAUUACGGAAGACGAGGAUGUGAGCAGGAGAAAGAAGAUAAGACGCGUGAGGGCGACCAAAAAGACCUAAUGUGGAGAGAACGAUCAUGCCCAAAUCUUUCGCACACUUGUGGAGGGGGUUACGUAAGAGCCCACGAAGAGCGCCGUAUGCUUCUGAUGGCGCCCAUGGCACUCGAUGUGGUUGUGCCGAGC
Molecule: messenger RNA, 1176 nt
Organism: Dibothriocephalus latus
Lineage: Eukaryota; Metazoa; Platyhelminthes; Cestoda; Diphyllobothriidea; Diphyllobothriidae
Source: the annotation of a GenBank genome assembly